UCGCUCUUGAUCAAUAUCACUUAAUAUUCAUGUAGCGAGAUAUUAUUGGCAUUUCUCACCAGCGCUGAUAGCCGUUGGAAUUUGUUGCCAGAUCCGAUGGGAGGAGGGAGGAUCAAAAGUGGUCGCGUAUCUAUGCCAAACUGCGGAUCGAAUAUCAUCCAAUCAAAUUCAUUUAGAGAUGCUUAUCAAAAAUUACGCCAACAAUUGAUAUAAAAAUAAAUGGAAGGUUUUAAAAAAUAAUUUUCAUAUCUGAUUCUCCGACAAAUAAGAGAACAAUAUGGAUUUGGGUGCCACAACACUCAUGCCGAUGCCCGGGAAUUUCGGAAGCAGUUCGCAAGGUUCAGGCCUAGGAUUGAAAGCGGAUUUAGGGAACCCAGUGACACGUCCGAUGCCCCCGCAAAGCCCCUCCCGAGACUCAGACAGUGGGGGUGAGGACAGGAUGGGGGACGGGGACAAACCCUCUAAACAGAAGCGACACAGGACCAGGUUCACGCCCGCCCAGCUGAACGAACUGGAGAGAAGUUUCGCCAAAACUCACUACCCCGAUAUUUUUAUGAGGGAGGAACUGGCUCUAAGGAUUGGUCUCACCGAAUCGAGGGUUCAGGUCUGGUUCCAAAAUCGGCGUGCAAAAUGGAAGAAAAGGAAGAAGACCACAAAUGUUUUUCGUACACCCGGGGCUUUGUUGCCUAAUCCAGGGAUGACACCAUUCGGAACUAUGAAUGACGCUUUCUGUACGUUUCGUCCUACAGACUCUCGCUGGUCCUCGAUUCCAAGUAUGACGUCACCAAUAAACGGGAAUCCUCUUGCCCUCACAUCCUCCUUGCCUCGCCAAACACCCCUGGGUCAGUCUUUUGGUUCUCAAGUACCUUUUACGGGUCUUCAAGAUGCGUGCUCCACGAUUGCAAGCAACAUUUCAAUGCCAAAUAAUGGUGCUUCAUUACACAGCACCUGCUUCGGUGUUCCAUCCGUCAGCUGUGCUUCUCCUUUAUCGGCAAAUUCCAACUCUCCGCCGAUUUCUCAUCCGCAAGUCAACUGUGGCAUGCAAGACGUGGAUGAUGCUUGGAGAGGAACCAGCAUAGCAGAGCUGCGCAGAAAAGCUUUGGCGCAUACAGCAACUCUCACGGGAUAUAGAUGAACUUCUUUGGGGGCAUCAUAUGCAAUGGAUUUCAAAAUGCGAUGACGAGGAAAUCGACAGGGUAACUUAUAUUGCUUUGUGAUGGAAGGAAAAAAGAUGUACAAAGCUUUUAAUUAUAGAAUUAAGUAAAUACAUGAAUUUGUGGAAACCUUCCAACACAAAAAUGACUAAUCACAGAACUCGUUCGUAGCGCAAUGUCUUUCUUUUGAAUGUAUUUAUCAUGUUUUUUACAAGAAAAAUCUGAAUUAGAUUUAUCAUAUACUAGAUUUGUAAGUAAAAAAAUUGAAGUGCUCUAGAAUAAGAUACUUAUGUUCUCAUAAAAAACAUUGUUUUGUUCGAUAUAAGUGAAUGUUUGUAAUGAGUUUUAUAUGGUAAAAAAACACAUUCCACAGAACAGUGUUAAGGCAUACAAAUGUAUCAAUCAUUUCUGGCCGAUUUCCCCAGACUUUGUAUUCUCACAGAAAGCAGUUAACAAUAUUAUACUUAAAGUUGCUAAUCAUAUAUAAUUGAUCGAUAAAAAUAUAUAAAGUGGUUAUUAUCAUGAAUUAUACUGUGCUUUAUUCAAUUAUAUACCCGGUAAACAUGCAUUGAAAAGGACUAGACAGCCAGGAAGAUGUUUAUAUAUAUAUGUUAUCAUCCGAUGGAAUUUGUUGUCAGUAAGCGUUGAAUCAUGAAAUGAUAUUCAGUUUAAAUGAAAUAUCAGAAAUCAUCUAAUAGAAAAAAAAAAUUGUGAUUUUAAUUAUAUUUUACUAUGUUAUAGUAAAAGAAAGAAUGGCAUUUUAUACAUCAUUAUAUCUGAUUGGUCCAUUGCCAUCUAUGUUGUAUAUUGCAGUAUCUUGUUAUCAGUAUCAUGAUUGUCAUACUAUUGUAUCAGGAAUUAUUAUGAAAUAAACUAAAAACGUACAUUC
Magallana angulata is the source of this 2043-nucleotide messenger RNA. RefSeq names its product homeobox protein orthopedia-like. NCBI's taxonomy places the organism in Eukaryota, Metazoa, Mollusca, Bivalvia, Ostreida, Ostreidae. Gene Ontology annotation, biological process: regulation of DNA-templated transcription; neuron differentiation. Bases 278 to 1135 code for a protein of 285 amino acids. The transcript has 3 exons. Gene Ontology annotation, molecular function: DNA-binding transcription factor activity, RNA polymerase II-specific; DNA binding. The record is from RefSeq and is a predicted model, not a curated record.